AGUUAAUCGAUUGACGUGAGAAAAGCUGAUAAAAAUGACAGUAUAUAAACAUGUAGAAUCACGAAAAAAUCAUUAUCAUUAAAAAAAUUAGGCAAUAAAUAAAAUUAUGUUUAAAUUAUGAGUCGUAAAACUAGAUCUUUGGAUAGAUCUUCGUCUAUUUCAUCAGAAAAUCGCGUUCGACAAACAAAUAGAUCGAAAUCUGAACCGAAAAAAAGUAAUAAAAAUAACUUGAUCGUUUAUAAUGGAAUAUGUGAUUUACCUGAUUUUUAUUCAACUAUAUUGGGGCCUACAGCUGACGAAACGUUUCUAGUUGGAUUAGAAACUUUAUUGAAAUUAGGAUUUGGAUAUAAUACUCAAAUUGUGACCGAUGAGGAUGUAACCGAAACAUCAGAAAGCGUAUGAUCAAUUUUUUUUUAAUAAUAAAUUAUUUGUCGAAAUAUUUGAAAUUACAAGGGUUAGAUGUUAAUUCGAUAUCGAUACUUGCGAAUUGUGAAUUAUUACUACAGGUGGUAUACAAAACAUUCUUACAAUACAAGCAAAUAAGAUAAUUUUAUAUAUAUACGUGUGACAGCUGUGACAUUUUAAUAUAACAAUUUAAUAUAUUUAUAGCGAAAAAUCGAUGAUUUUAAAAUAGAGGAGGAAAUUAGCGAAGAAAAAAGUUUAAUUUCUGAAGAAGAAUUAAAUGAAAAUGAUUCUGUUACGUCAUCCAGACAAUUAACAUCAGUAGGUUCGUCGAACUAUAAGUUUUUCUUCUUCUUUUUUUACAUUUGGAACAUAAUUUUAUAUUUUAUCGUUUUUUGGCUUUAGUAAAUUGAAAAAUCGUCCGAUUUCGAUAAAUUUUUUUAUUGAAAUGUUUAUUUUUUGCGUAAUGUUUAUAAAAAAAAUAUGGGUAAUAUUUAAAUUUGAGAUUUCAUAUGGUUUUACGAUUUUAAAUGUUUUCAUAACCUCACUUUUUUAAAUGUAAUCAUUAAUGCAAUGGAAUUCGUUUAAAUUUUUUGUUGAUCUACACUAAAAAAACAAACAUUUCUGAAAAAAAAUUUGCGAAACCAAAAAUCUUGUUUAUUGGAAUUUUUAACGUGAAUUUUGAGGUUAUAUAAAAAAAGUUUGAUCCGGAUGAUGUCCUUUAGCCAAAAAAACGCGGGGUACACGAUAGUUUACCAUUACCAAAACAAUAAUUUACAAUUUACAGUUUACGAAGAAGAAACACCUGAAGAUGAUGAUGAAAUCGAAACAAAUCUACAACAAACAAUUUUAUCUAUAACGUCAACAACUUCGCGUGAACCGAGAAAAAAAUCGAGUUUCAGAAUAUCCGUUGAAGAUAACAACGAAGUUAUACAAGUAACCAGCCAACAAAAAACGAACGACGAAUCGAAAUUUACCAAAAAAAAACUCCCCCCGCCAACCGAAGAAGAAAAACCGAUUAAAACGAGAAAAAAAAAAAUCUCGUCGACGGAUGACGUAAUCGAAAAAGAAGAUAAACAACCGACGUCAAUCGAUAACGUAUCGAAACAAGAGAGACUCUCUUUUAAUUUCGAAAUAAUCGAAGAAGAAGAAGAGCGACAAUCGAAACCAGAACCAUCAUUGGAAUCGAUUCGAGAAAUCCACAAACCGGAAAUGAUCAUAUCGAUUUCUAGCGAAUACGCCGACGCGGAAAAGGAAACUGCGAGUUUCGACGAAAUUAAAAGAGAAGAAGAGUUCAAUAUGGAACAAAUCGAAGAUACGUCGCCGGCGAUAGAAGAAGAAGAAUCUAGAAGAGGAUCGAAUAGAUCGUCUAGAUCGGGUUCUUCGGAUAAACGUGUUUUAAUAUCGAGUUUAAAAGCGAUAUCGCACGAAGAUUCCGCGCGCGUCGAAGAAGAAGAAGAAGAAGAAGAAGAAAUAACGAGACGGAAAUCUUCAAUUGAAUCGAAUAAAUUUAAAAUCGUCGUCGAGUCCGGCAACACCGCCAGCGAAAUUGUCGUAGAAGACGAAAUUAAACCCGAAUCUACCGAUAUAAUUGAAUCGUCACGUGACCGUAUCGAUAAUUAUUCCGAAAAAGAAUUGGCUGAUCACGUGAUGAGUAAAAAUGUUAUUUCUACGGUAUCCAAUGAAGAUGGCGCGCGAAAAGAAUCAGGUACAAAAUAAGUCAUCAAUUCUUUACGAUUUCAAAGUCAUUGAUUGAUUUCUCAAAGAAAUUACCAAUAAAAAAGGUCAAUAAUUGUUUUUUUUAAAUCACCCUGUAUAUUGUAUGAAUAAUCAGGCCUCUAAAUGACACAAAAUCUGUAGGUUUUUAACGACAAUUGAUUACGGAGAGAGAAAUUAAAAAAAACGGUGUUAACAAUGAUUUUCUUAAGUGAUAAUUUUUCAAAUCACCCUAUAUAUUGUAUAAAUAAUUAGGUAUUCAAAUGACUUCAAAUCUGUAGGUUUCUGACAGCAAUUCAUUGAUUUCAGAAAGAAAAAUUCAAUAAAAAGGCCAAAAAAGAUUUUUCGAAAUAUUUUUCUUAAUCACCCUAUAUAUUUCAUAAAUAAUUAAGCCCUUCUAAAUGACUCCAAUUCCGUAGGUUUUUAACAGAAAUUCAUUGAUUUCAGAACGAAAAAUCAAUAGAAAAGGCCAAAAAAGGUUUUUCGAAAUGUUUUUCUUAAUCACCCUAUAUAUUUCAUAAAUAAUUAAGCCCUUCUAAAUGACUCCAAUUCCGUAGAUUUUUGACAGAAAUUCAUUGAUUUCAGAACGAAAAAUUCAAUAGAAAUGGCCAAAAAAGGUUUUGCGAAAUGUUUUUCUUAAUCACCCUAUAUAUUUCAUAUAUAAUUAAGCCCUUCUAAAUGACUCCAAUUCCGUAGGUUUUUGACAGAAAUUCAUUGAUUUCAGAACGAAAAAUUCAAUAGAAAUGGCCAAAAAAGGUUUUGCGAAAUGUUUUUCUAAAUCACCCUAUAUAUUUCAUAAAUAAUUAAGCCCUUCUAAAUGACUCCAAUUCCGUAGGUUUUUGACAGAAAUUCAUUGAUUUCAGAACGAAAAAUUCAAUAGAAAUGGCCAAAAAAGGUUUUGCGAAAUGUUUUUCUAAAUCACCCUAUAUAUUCCAUAAAUAAUUAAGUCCUUCUAAAUGACUCCAAUUCCGUAGAUUUUUGACAGAAAUUCAUUGAUUUCAGAACGAAAAAUCAAUAGUAAAGGCCAAAAAAGGUUUUGCGAAAUGUUUUUCUUAAUCACCCUAUAUAUUUCAUAUAUAAUUAAGCACUUCUAAAUGACUCCAAUUCCGUAGGUUUUUGACAGAAAUUCAUUGAUUUCAGAACGAAAAAUUCAAUAGAAAUGGCCAAAAAAGGUUUUGCGAAAUGUUUUUCUAAAUCACCCUAUAUAUUUCAUAAAUAAUUAAGCCCUUCUAAAUGACUCCAAUUCCGUAGGUUUUUGACAGAAAUUCAUUGAUUUCAGAACGAAAAAUCAAUAGAAAAGGCCAAAAAAGGUUUUUCGAAAUGUUUUUCUUAAUCACCCUAUAUAUUUCAUAAAUAAUUAAGCCCUUCUAAAUGACUCCAAUUCCGUAGAUUUUUGACAGAAAUUCAUAGAUUUCAGAACGAAAAAUUCAAUAGAAAUGGCCAAAAAAGGUUUUGCGAAAUGUUUUUCUUAAUCACCCUAUAUAUUUCAUAUAUAAUUAAGCCCUUCUAAAUGACUCCAAUUCCGUAGGUUUUUGACAGAAAUUCAUUGAUUUCAGAACGAAAAAUUCAAUAGAAAUGGCCAAAAAAGGUUUUGCGAAAUGUUUUUCUAAAUCACCCUAUAUAUUUCAUAAAUAAUUGAGCCCUUCUAAAUGACUCCAAAUCCGUAGGUUUUUGACAGAAAUUCAUUGAUUUCAGAACGAAAAAUUCAAUAGAAAAGGCCAAAAAAGGUUUUGCGAAAUGUUUUUCUAAAUCACCCUAUAUAUUUCAUAAAUAAUUGAGCCCUUCUAAAUGACUCCAAAUCCGUAGGUUUUUGACAGAAAUUCAUUGAUUUCAGAACGAAAAAUUCAAUAGAAAAGGCCAAAAAAGGUUUUGCGAAAUGUUUUUCUAAAUCACCCUAUAUAUUUCAUAAAUAAUUAAGCCCUUCUAAAUGACUCCAAUUCCGUAGGUUUUUGACAGAAAUUCAUUGAUUUCAGAACGAAAAAUUCAAUAGAAAAGGCCAAAAAAAAUUUUUCGAAGUGUUUUUCUUAAUCACCCUAUAUAUUUCAUAAAUAAUUAACCCUUUAAAGACAAAAA
Messenger RNA from Diorhabda sublineata, 4191 nucleotides. Its product is annotated as ABC transporter F family member 4-like. The record is from RefSeq and is a predicted model, not a curated record. The transcript is spliced from 2 exons. Lineage: Eukaryota; Metazoa; Arthropoda; Insecta; Coleoptera; Chrysomelidae. The coding region runs from base 1114 to 2121 and encodes 335 amino acids.